AUGGGGAACUGUCAAAAUUGUUUGAAUAAUGAACAAGAGCAGAUUGAGAUAGUUGUUAACAAUCCUACAGUGGAAGAUAUGUGUUCAAUGCAAGAGCAAUCUCCAUUGUUAGUGUUAGAUGUAAGGACAUGGCAAAAGGAGUCUUAUAGUCUUUAUGACUAUGAAAAUAGUUCGUUUAUACAUUGCCAAUAAAUAUCUAUAAAUGGAAAUAGCUAUUUGACUUGUAAAGCAAACAAGGUUUUGUAUAAUGAAGGGUCUUAUGCUAAUAAUAAGUAUAAAUGGGGAUGAUUAUUAUUAUCAUAGUGAGAACAAUGAUGAGGCCCUCUUGUUGCCUUUAGAAUUUGAUAAUGAAAGGUUUUAAUUACUGAAUUUACGCUUCAAUAGACGUAUUUAAAGUAAGGAGUUGAUUGAUGAAUACUAAAAGGAGGUAAAUUAUCAAUUAUUAUUAUUCUACAGGAUGGCGAUAAACUCUUAUCAGAAAAUUAGACUGUCCAUGCUGAUUUUUAAAUGAGUUUUAAUAUCUAAAAAUUACGUACUAAUACAAAUAGAUAAAUGGUAUGUGAAAUGAAUAAAGGUUGUAAAAUUUGGUUAGUCACCAGAUCUAUAUAAAAUAAUAGUCCUAAUGAAGGAAUAAUAUUAAAAGUAGGAGAUGUGAUCAAAUUAGGAAGAGUUAAAUUAAUAAUUAAAGCUAUUUAACUAUAAAAUGAUUAAAUAUAAGAUACUCCUGAUGACAUUUCUAUGUGUUCAGUAGAAGAUAAAAAUGAGGAUACUAAAUAAUGUCGUAUAUGUUUAUCUACAGGUGAAACACUCACAAAUCCACUUAUUGAUCCAUGCAAAUGUUGCGGAGGUACAAAGUAUAUUCAUAUAAAAUGUUUAUUAAAAUGGUAUUGUAUUUUAAAUUACUUUUAAGGAUAUAAUAAAGUUCUCAUUUCAAUAGUAAUGCAUAUUGUACUAGAUUAAUUUGGAAAUCAUUAGAAUGUGAAAUUUGUAAAUAUUAAUUUCCUCCAAUAUUUGAAAGAGAUGGUAGAACUUUCAAUCUUAUUGAAUUAAGUAAACCAAAAUAACCAUAUGUUAUGAUGGAAUUUCAAUAAAAGAAACAACAUGAUAAUACUUAAAAUAAUGAUAGAAAUGGUGUUUAUAUAAUUAAUUUUGGUACUAAGAAAGAACUGAGAAUUGGUAGAAAUCAUGAAGUUGAAAUUAGUAUUGCUGAUAUUAGUGUUAGUCGUGAACAUGCACAUCUAAGAUUUGUUGGUGAUAAGAUUAUUUUAUCUGAUAAGAAAUCUAAAUUUGGAACUCUAGUUUUAUUAUAAAAGAAUAUAACUCUAUAACCUUAAUUAUCUGGUUUAGAGAUACAAAUUAAAAGAACAUUAAUAAAAAUUAAUAAUAACUAAAAUACUCAUUCAAUUUAAUAAUAGGCAGACUUUGAAUAACUUUUAGGAAGAAUCGAUUGA
Molecule: messenger RNA, 1451 nt
Organism: Paramecium pentaurelia
Lineage: Eukaryota; Ciliophora; Oligohymenophorea; Peniculida; Parameciidae
Source: the annotation of a GenBank genome assembly